This is a messenger RNA of Cuscuta europaea, 770 nucleotides long. The record is from the annotation of a GenBank genome assembly. Lineage: Eukaryota; Viridiplantae; Streptophyta; Magnoliopsida; Solanales; Convolvulaceae.
UCUUGAUAAUAAUGGUGUGAAACCGGAUAAAAAGACGGAUGAAGAAUGGACAAAAAUGAAUCGAAAAACUGUCGCACAAAUUCGACAAUGGAUAGAUCAUAGUGUGUUCCACCAUGUUGCUCAAGAACAAAGUGCUUACACACUAUGGGAGAAGCUUGGUAGCAUGUAUCAAGCAAAAACCGCCCGAAAUAAGACGUUACUAAUGAGGAGAUUAGUAAACCACAAAUUACGUGGGGGUAUUUCGGUGUCAGAACACACCAGUCAAUUCCAGGAUCUUGUGAAUCAGUUGACAACCACCGGAUGGGUUCUCAAAGAUGAAGAGCAGGCGAUACUACUCUUGAGCUCUCUACCUGACAGCUGGGAGACUCUUGUUGUCACUCUCAGUAAUUCUGCUCCAAAUGGGAAGGUGACUAUGCAGAUGGUCACAGAUGCCCUGAUGAAUGAAGAAGCCCGAAGGAAGGAAGCCGGGACGGAACAAUCAUAUGUCCUCAUAUCAGAAACUAACAGACGAGGGGGAGGCAGAAAUGGAGGAAGAAGUCGAGGUCGAGGUAGAGGUCAAGGUCAAAGUAGAGGAAAUUCUCAAGUUCGCGGAAGAUCACAAGAGAGAGGACCUACACUCGACAAACCUGAUUGGAGCCGGUGAAAGGCGAGAUGGACUCUUUUAUUUCCGAGGGAUACUCGCUCUACAUGCUGUCCACACGUCAAAAUUAUCAGAAUUUGAGUUGUGGCAUCGUCGCUUGGGUCAUCCUUCUGAUCGAGUUAUUAAAUUG